Penaeus chinensis is the source of this 2123-nucleotide messenger RNA. RefSeq names its product V-type proton ATPase 16 kDa proteolipid subunit c. The record is from RefSeq and is a predicted model, not a curated record. Gene Ontology annotation, biological process: proton transmembrane transport. Lineage: Eukaryota; Metazoa; Arthropoda; Malacostraca; Decapoda; Penaeidae. Gene Ontology annotation, cellular component: proton-transporting V-type ATPase, V0 domain. Gene Ontology annotation, molecular function: proton-transporting ATPase activity, rotational mechanism.
CCUUGGGAGCAGCAUAUGGUACAGCCAAGUCCGGUGUGGGCAUUGCAGCCAUGUCCGUGAUGAGACCAGAGCUCAUCAUGAAGUGCAUCAUUCCCGUCGUCAUGGCGGGUAUCAUUGCCAUUUACGGUCUGGUGGUGGCUGUGCUCAUUGCUGGAAAGCUUGAUGCUGCCGAUAAGGGAUACACUCUCUAUCAGGGCUUUGUACACUUGGGAGCUGGUCUGUCUGUAGGCCUGUCUGGAUUGGCUGCUGGUUUUGCCAUUGGUAUCGUUGGUGACGCAGGUGUGCGAGGAACAGCACAGCAGCCACGCCUUUUCGUCGGCAUGAUUCUCAUCCUUAUUUUCGCUGAGGUAUUGGGUCUGUAUGGUUUGAUCGUUGCCAUCUACCUCUACACCAAGACCUCAAGCAGCUAAACAUAGCGCAUAGACAGCCCCAAGGCCCACUUUAGCAUCCCUCAUGCAUAAUCAUCAUUUUUUGGGUCGACUGAUUUUCAUCGAAACUUUCUGGUAGUUUUAUUGCUUAUUAUUUAAUUUAUUUAUUCAUUUCCUUUUUAGAGAGGUAGUUUUACAAAAUUAAAGAGGGCCUAAAAAAGAAAUUAUAAAGAGUUUUUAGUGAUAAAUUUGUAUAUAUUGUGUAUAUUACACAUACAUAUAUUUAUAUAUAUAUAAUGUGUAUUUACAUAAACAUGUACAUCCAUCUUAUAUGAUUAUACUUUAUUUAAAAUUUUAUUACUUUUAAAAAAAUGUUAUAGUAUUGUUCAUAAUAGUUAAUUACUGCAUAAUUUGAUGCAGUUUAACAAGGUGAGGGAUAUUGUCUGGGAGGCUUACUUAAGGCUCCUUGGACAGUGGUUCUAAAUUAUGUAAUUUUGUAUAAAUGUAAAUUGUCUUUCUCCUAUCUCUUCUUGUCCUCCAAUAUAGCUUCUUUACAUAGCAUCGUCUCCUGAUACUUCUUCCAUGUUGGGGCCAAGGUGUGUAGGUCAGAUUCCUUCCAGGAGAAUCAACCCUAGCAAGACCAUGCAAUAUUGAAGGGUAGCUGUUGGUAUUACUGAUAUUCACUGGUCAGGUUCUCCUGGAUUGUCUGAUGUGGAUGCCAGAGCUCUGCAGUUUUAUUGUAAGGAGUGACGGGCAUGUCUCAUGUGAGGAACUACGUUCCCAUUGAAACCUGUGGACUUUAUAGUUAUCUAGGACUGCAAGAGAUGUGCAUGGAAGCCCACAAGUUUCCUUCAGAUUUUUAAACUAGCAUUAUUGAGGACGUUGUUCCUACACCUGGGGAUGUCCUGCUCCAAGGCUGAGGAAACGGACAGAACUUGAAGGCGGUUCUUGCAGUACAGGCUGUGCUGAGUUUCCCGCCUGGGUGGUCGUCAAGAAGUUUGGAGUUGAUCAUGAUGACUUGCUUGCGUCCAAUGGUGUUCCAAUGCUACAAGCUCUCUAAGUAGCUAAGAUCAACAACCUCCUCCUUAUUAUUUCUUUGCUCAUAUUAGAAAACGGCAUCUACCAUCACCUAGCUGUUAUCUUAGUUGUGAUAGUCGUAAUUUGAACUAGCUUGGUAGUAAGCAAGGUCGUGCAUCUUGGCUCCUGCUUGCAGCGACCCCCACGAUUGGAGCACAAGGGAUCCUGGUUGCCCACUCUAGGGUGAAGGGGCCAUAUUACCCAGAUUGUACAGACUAAUUAUAGUUGGUCAGUGUUUAUGAAGGUCCCAAGACUUUAUUUUACUUCAUAUUCUUAGACAUUUCAAUUUUAUCUUUAUUUUUUUAAGCAUUGUUGGGGAUACAAGAACACCUAAGUUUUAUAUUAGGGAUACAUUUCCCGGGGAACUUGUGUAUCCUCGCAAGUAGCUUAGAAGUGUGUACCCCAAAUUUUUCCUGUGAAUAGCAUCUGCAGCUAUAGCUCAACUCCUGGGAAAUGACACUGGCCAACAUGUGGUACUGAAAAAAAGAAAAAUAUAUACAAAAACAUUCCAAGCAAGGACAUUGUCAUUGUUUUGUGCUUUCCAUCUUGAAGAUAAUGUAUGGAUAGUUGUGGUUGUCAAACUGUUAUCAGGUGUAUGCAUUGUAUAAAUGGUAUUAAAUAUUAUGUAAUGGUAUAUUGUUAAUAAAGAUAGCUUGAGUUGGAUACUUAUGAUUUUAA